CAGAUAGGUUAGUAUUUAUCACCCAUACUGUAGUUCUUAGAAUGGUAUGAAAUUGACCCUAUUAAGACGGUGUUUCGGUUCUAUAAAAAGGAAAAUGCAUCAAAUAACAAGUUCAUCAAUCGUGCCUCUUAAUGUGCGUGGCAUGAAAGAACUCGACAGACAAAAGUUUUUGCGUAAAUUAACUGUUCCUAUUCUUAGAAUCCCCGAGGAGAAAGUAUCAAAAAUUACUAAAACUUGUAAGCCAUACUUUUUGAAAAUGGAAAAUAUUAAGCCAGUACAAAGUGCAACAAAUAGCCUGUUUAAAGAAAUUAUUUUAAAUCCCGAUAAAGUGACAAAAUGGAGCGACAUUUCAGAAAGUGACUAUCAGGAACUACAAAAACAUGGUGUAGAUGAAGCCAGCUUCAUAACCAAAGAUAUCCAGUUGGGUUACGAUAACUUUAAGUAUGAAACCAUUUUUAAAGCCGUUCUGCCUGAGGGUGAAGAGACUGUCAGUGGGUUCUCACAAAUUGGUCACAUAAUUCACCUCAAUCUCCGAGACCACCUCCUCGAUUAUGCUCCCCUUAUCGGCCAAGUCCUUAUGGAUAAAAUUAAGACCUGCCGAACUGUUGUCAACAAGUCCAACAUAAUAGACAACACAUACAGGAAUUUUAAGAUGGAUGUGAUAGCAGGAGAUGAAGACUUCCUUGUAACGGUUAAGGAAAAUCAGUGUCAAUUUCAGUUUGACUUCUCCAAAGUAUAUUGGAACCCCAGACUUGGCAAGGAACAUGAAAGAAUUCUCAGCUUUUUGAAACCUGGUGAUGUUUUGUUUGAUGUGUUCUGUGGUGUAGGACCGUUCUCCAUUCCGGCAGCUAAGAGAAAAUGUAGAGUGUUCGCUAAUGAUUUAAAUCCAGACUCAUUCAAAUGGCUCAAUGAGAAUGCAAAGAAUAAUAAAAUCAAUAACAAGUUCUUCAAAUCUUUUAAUGAAGAUGGCAAAGAUUUUAUUUGUAACACUUUCAAAGAGUUUAUUGAAGAUUUGUGCAAUGGCAAGGAACAAUUACCAGUUGGAGCAAAAGUGCAUGUUACAAUGAAUUUGCCAGCCCUCGCUGUUGAAUUUUUAAAAUACUUUAAACAUCUGAUUACAGACAAAGAUUUAUCAGAAAAAAUCAACUGUGAUAUAAUUGUAUAUCUCUACUGUUUUGCUGUUGGUGACAAUCCUUUUGAUGUUGCAAAACGGAUGGUCAUUGAUAACAUUGGUGUUGAUAUGUCUUCGGAUAUUUUGGAUAUUUUUGAUGUAAGAAAUGUCUCACCCAAGAAAGAAAUGAUCCGGGUAACAUUUAAAUUGACUAAAGAUGUCCUAUUUGGUGUUGACAGUGAUACAGAACCUCCUAAGAAAAAAAUGUGUAUAAAUGAAGUAAAUGAAAACAAAUAGUUUCCUUUGUUUCAACAAGAAUAAACUUUA
This is a messenger RNA of Aricia agestis (brown argus), 1438 nucleotides long. RefSeq names its product tRNA (guanine(37)-N1)-methyltransferase. NCBI's taxonomy places the organism in Eukaryota, Metazoa, Arthropoda, Insecta, Lepidoptera, Lycaenidae. The coding region runs from base 47 to 1408 and encodes 453 amino acids. The transcript has a single exon. Gene Ontology annotation, cellular component: mitochondrial matrix; cytoplasm. The record is from RefSeq and is a predicted model, not a curated record. Gene Ontology annotation, biological process: tRNA N1-guanine methylation; mitochondrial tRNA methylation.